ACUGUGUGCACGCAUGUGUGUGUGUGUGUCUGAGUGUUAAGAUCUCCAGCUAGUAAAAAGCUUCAGAGAAAACUGCACUGUGUUUAUUUCCCUUCAGUUGGUUUGUGGGCUUCUGGAUGUUUUUUUUUUUUACCUCUUUUCUCUGGACUUACCAAGGGAAACAAAUGCAGGACGUCUUUGGGAUCCUGUUGAUGUUCACAGGAGCUGCAUCAGGUUUGCUGUUUCAGGAUCCUGUUGUCUGUAGAUUUACUCAGACGAACCAGUGUUAUGUGGCUCUGGGACAACAACUGCACCUGAAAAUGCCCCUGGAGGAAAGGCUUGAUCUUCAGUUCAUCAAUGAGACAUCUGGUGCUCAUCGAAUUUUAAGAUAUAGAAAAGCCGAUAGUCUCCCACCAAGACCACUUCUCCCAUGGCAGUUUGUUAAUGAUAAUAAAACUCUGAUCCUCAGCAGUGUAGAGAGGAACAACUCUGGAAAAUACACUUUAUUCACCUUUGAUGCAAACGGGAAUACUAAAGGCGAUUAUAAUCUCCAGCUGAUCAUUGAAGCUAAAGUGUCUUCAGUAAAAGUGUCCUGCAGCUGCUUGGCAACUGAAGUCAUGAAAGUGGAUUGUUCUGCUGAUGGAGACAACCUCCGCUUCACCUGGACUUCUGAUUCAAACACAUUCCUUCAAUUGAAGAACGGGACCAGGAGUUUUGAACUGGUUAAAGACCAUCAUGGAAGUGUCACCUGCCAUGUAGAAAAUCAUGUCAGCCAUGAAACCGAUACCACUGAACUCUGCUCAUGUCCUGGUUUCAUGGUGUUUGUGUCUGUGUGGCUCUUUGAAGUCAUCAUCCUGCUGUCGCUGUUAGUGGGAGCGUUUUAUAUUUACACCAGAAUCUACAGGAAGCAGAGAAUAACAGAGUUCAGUGUGGAUGAGUUCCUGGAUGGAGGAGAGCAACCAUGGACUGAUUCUUCUGUUCCUGAUCCAGGUUUACAGAGCUUCCUGAUCCAGAUCUGUGGAAGGAAAUGUCACUCAUGUGAUCAGUGCACCGACAUCAGCAUGGAAGCUUCACAUAUUCUGGUGUAA
This is a messenger RNA of Neoarius graeffei (lesser salmon catfish), 1067 nucleotides long. RefSeq lists its product as uncharacterized. Lineage: Eukaryota; Metazoa; Chordata; Actinopteri; Siluriformes; Ariidae. The transcript is spliced from 6 exons. The record is from RefSeq and is a predicted model, not a curated record. Bases 117 to 1067 code for a protein of 316 amino acids.